AUGCUAGCGGUACUGGCUCUAACAAUCGGCCUGCUCUACUAUUUGCUCAACCAAUUCUACUUGAAACGCCGACAUCUUCCGCCCGGACCUAUCCCUCUUCCCAUUUUCGGCAAUCUUCUCUCCCUCUGGCGUCAGGAACGAUGGGAAAACAAAUUCCUGCAGUGGCGAAAGCGGUACGGCGCCAUCUACACCUACUGGAUGGGCGAUCUUCCCUUCGUCGCCAUCAACGAUCACUCAUUGGCGCACAAGGUUUUCGUGAAAAAUGGCGGGAAUUUCGAGAACCGCUUGGACUCGAGGUUCUUGUUGAAGUACCUGGGAAAUGAGGACAAAAUCCAGACGCCUAUUGAGGUGCCACAGAAACAGAGGAAGUUUGCGGUGGCGGCGUUCAAGCACUUCGGAUUUGGAACACGACAGAUUGAGCAAAAUGUAAGAUUUUGGGGUUUUUUGGAGGGGAUAGGGGUGGGAAGGGAAUAAAAAGUAUAUUUUGGUAUUUUUAGAGACAAGAUUGAGACUUUUUGAAAUUUUUUUUGUGUGCUGCAAUAUUUAAAGGGGUUUUUUUGUACAGCAUGGGGAUAAUGGGCCUUUAAAAAUUAAUGAUUUUCAGAAUUUCCGGUCAUAAAAACAAUUUUCAAAAUAAAUUUUUUCUUUCCAGACACAAUGAAAAAACCCUUUUCAAAUUUCCAAAUCUUACUAGGAGUGCCUCUACGAACACAUUUUCAUUCAAAAAGAUUCCAUUUUUUCCAAAAAACUUUUUUGCUGAAAAAUGAUAAGUCUGAGUCACACGCUUACUAAGCGCUAAUUGACCUUUAUCACGAUGUGUGGGUUGUUCCGGUUGAACAUGCAACUUUCAAAGAAGCCCAUAAAAAAAAGUGUGAUAAGCCGACGCCCGGAUGGUAAAUAUUAAUCGUAAUUAAUUGUAUUGAGGAAUUUAAUUUUCGAUCAUUAUCGAUUUUAUUGGGCGAAUGCAUCCGGAAAAAAAAGCGGAGGAAAAAUUUUGACAAUUUUUGCCAAUUGAUCCUAAAUAGGCCACAAAUUAAAUUCCAAAAUUUUUUAGCUCGCCUUUUGUAGGUACAACUGAGAUUUCUACCGUAUCAUUUUUUCUACCGUAUGAUUUUUUUUGCAAAUUUUUUGUCAUCACGCGACGCACUCUUAGCGAAAAAACCUUUCCGUUUUUUACGACACUAGUACAACCUACCGUAGGCAAAAGGCAAACGUCCAGUCGUCCCUUCUUUGAUAAGGCCCUUCUAAGAGUGGAUUAUGUGGAGGUUGACGUCAAUCAAAAGAUCCCGCAAGACGAUUGUCUUUUCGUUCUAUUUUUGAGCUUGAGGUUUGUAUUCGGUCCGUGCUUUUGGGGGAAGAAACUUUUCUAAAAUGGAGUAUGGAGGUCAGAGGCCUAGAUUGAAAAAAAUUUUAGAGGAAUAGAAAAACUUGGGAAAUAAAAAAGGAAAAAUAAAAAAAAAUUUAAUCGAAAAAUAGUUUUUUAUUUUUUUCAGAUUAUCACCGAAAUCCAGCGAAUGUUCAGCAAGAUUAAUGCGGAUUUGGAUGCCGGAACCGACGAAAUGCAGCUUUACAAACACACUGAUUUGGCAGUUGGCUCUCUUAUUAGUCAGAUCAUCUGCGGAUACAAGGCCAACACCAAGGUAAAAUUUGUAGAAUUUUAAUUUUUUUUUUUGAACUACUCACAACUUAGUACAACGUAUUUUAAACACAUUUUAGCGAUCUUUUAAGGAAUCUAUAGCUUUUUUGCAAUUUUCUCACCAAAAAAAAUUUCUUCGUAUAAAAUGUCACUCACCCAUCAAUUUUUCGAAAACCUUAUAAAAUAUUCAAAUUUCAGGCCUCGGAAAAGCGUCUUCUCCACAUAAAAGAGCAGACCGCGCGAGUGUCGAGUGUCUCGACCAAUCUUUGGAGCAACUUGAUCUUCUCCUACCCCUGGAUUCUGAAUCUUUCGUUCCUCUCGAAUGCGGGCAAAGAGGGGGCCGCAAUUUACGCCGAGAUCCUCGACUUUAUGGGGGAGCAAAUUGAGAAGCAUCUGGAGGAGAACGAGUACACCGACGACUUCGAGGCCACCGAUUUUAUCGACGCAUUUCUGAAGGAGAAGAGGCGCUUGGACGAAGUGGAUCCCACACAAAAUGACUUCAGCCUGGCCCAAUUAAAAUCCAUGUGCUUCAACUUGUGGGUGGCGGGACAGGAGACCACCAGUCUGACGAUAACCUGGACAAUUGCCUUUGUUUUGCGACACCCAGAAGUGCAGCAGAGAAUCCACGAAGAGUUGGAUCAGAUCAUCGGCUCGGACAAAAUGAUUACUAUCGCCGAGAAGCCGUUGUUGUCCUACGUCAACGCUGUUGUGAUGGAAGCAUUGCGAUGUGCGAAUUUGCUGGGACAAAACCUGACAAGAGUGGCGGAGGAGGACAUUGAAAUUGAGGGAUAUUUGAUCAAAAAAGGGACUGUGGUCCUGCCGCAAGUAUCGGUGAUCAUGCAGGACGAAAAAGUAAGAUUUUUGAGUUUUCUGAAGGGAAAAAUUUAAGGUUAUAUUCUGGACAAUUAACACAUUUUUUUGGGAUUUGAAUAUCUUAAUUUGGAUAUUCAAAUUUUCAUAAAUUUAACCAACGUUAGGAUGCACAAAAAUUACAAUUUUUCAAGUCAUCUUUUUUCAGGUUUUCCCCGAGCCUCAGCGCUUCAACCCUUCUCGAUUCAUCGACGAAAACCAAAACCUCAAAAACCCCUCCGAAUUCAUCCCAUUCUCUCUGGGCCGACGAAUGUGCAUCGGCGAGUCCUUGGCCAAAAUGGAGCUGUUUUUGAUCACUGCCAACCUGUUUAAUCGGUACACAAUCCUGCCGGGAAAAGAGUUGCCAACACUCCGGAAAACCAGCGGAAACUCGACGGACACCGAGCUUUAUCGGUGCAGAUUGGAGAGAAGAUGGUAG
Molecule: messenger RNA, 2924 nt
Organism: Bursaphelenchus xylophilus (pine wood nematode)
Lineage: Eukaryota; Metazoa; Nematoda; Chromadorea; Rhabditida; Aphelenchoididae
Source: the annotation of a GenBank genome assembly